AUUUAAUGAAUUAAAAUGUCAAUUUAUCUAUUAAUUUAUUUUUAAAAUAAUACAUUUGUAUAUUUGAGAACUAUUGACAUACUAUUAAACGUACAAUGAAUUUUAAAGCGAAAUAACCUACUUGUACGUUAUUUAUACAUAACUUACUUGUACCAUAUUUUACUAACUAUGUUACAGAAAGGGCGAAGCAAGUACAUAGCUUAGGAGGAUCUAUCCUGCUCCUCGUUGUCAGGUUGAGAUAAGGUGCCCCACGGUGAGGAUUUGAAAGAAUAAAGGGACUUAAGGGAGCAUGGUUUGCAGUGAAGUUCCUAGCCAAAGAUACAUCCGUUAUUCCUUUAGCUAAAUUCGGUUAUUAUUGUAGGAUUAAAAAGAAAAAUAAAUGAAAAUAUAACCAAUAAGGUGAACGCACAUGGGAAGGUUGCAGGCUCACCCUACAGCCUGGUAUGCAGGCAAAUAUCGUCCUUAUAACAAACCUCCUGGUGGUUAUCGGUCUUUUUGUGAUCUCUAUUGCUCUGCCUGAUUUUCGGCUUUGCAUAAAUAUUCCCUGAACGCAUAGGGAAUACUGUAUCUCGAGAGUUCAAAGUUCCCACUGAUCAAGGCAAGCUGGAGAUAGGAAAAUCAAUGGAGGUUGGCGCCAUGCUUCACAUGAAUGGCGGGGUGGGAGAAACCAGCUACGCUAUGAACUCCUUGUUUCAGCACCGGGUGAUUUUGAUGACUCUGCCGGUGAUAGAGGAGGCGAUCAGUGAACUGUGUAGCGCGAGCUUCCCCGGAGCACUACUAGCCAUGGCGGAUUUGGGCUGCUCCUCAGGCACCAACGCUCUAUUGGUGGCGCCCGAACUGUUGAAGGCCGUGAGCAGAAUGUGCGGCGAGCUAGGGUACCAUCUCCCCGAGUUUCAGAUUUUCUUGAAUGACCUCUCUGGAAACGACUUCAACACUGUUUUCAGGUUCACGGAGAGGUUUCAGAAAGAAUACUUGAGAAGACUCAACCACGAGCAGCAACAAAUUUUUUCUGUAUUCUUCAACGGAGUGACGGGAUCUUUCUACGAUAGGCUAUUCCCGACCAACAGUCUUCACUUGGUCCACUCGUCCUACAGCCUUCACUGGUUGUCCCAGGUUCCUCCAGGGCUGGAGGGGGAAAACAAGGGGAACAUUUACAUGGCCAGCAGUAGCCCAGAGAGUGUCCUGGAAGCAUACUAUGAGCAGUUCCAGAGAGACUUCUUCUCGUUCCUGAGCUGUCGUUCCCGGGAACUGGUCGUCGGAGGGCGAAUGGUUUUGACGUUCCUGGGCAGGAGAAGUGAAGAUCGUGCCAGCAGAGAAUGUUGCUACCUCUGGGAGCUCUUGUCCAUUGUCCUCAACCAGAUGGCAUCGUCGGGAACCAUAGAUCAAGAGAAGCUGGACAGCUUCAACAUCCCACAAUAUACACCGUCGCCGACAGAAGUAGAAGCACAAGUCGUGAAGCAGGGUUCCUUCGCCAUCAAUCGCCUCGAGGUCUCGACAGUGAGUUGGGAUCAAGCCAGCUGCAACAGUACUACCGCCGACGAAUUAUCCCACGAAAACGUCGGCCGCGACAUGGCAAAGUGCAUGAGGGCGGUGGCGGAGCCGCUGCUGGUCAGCCAGUUUGGUUCAUCAGGGGAAGAAGUCAUCGACGAGAUUUUCAGGAGGUACGCAGCCGUCAUCUCGGAGCGGAUGGCCAAGGAGAAGCCUCAAGUGGUCAAUGUCAUUGUCUCUCUCACCAACUGCCGCUUUUGAUGCUAGCUUGAUGACAAAGAUGUGCUUCUGCAUGCAUGCGUUCAUCUCAUCUAUAAGAUGAAAUAAGGAUUAUGGUGAAAUAGGCCAUCUUAUAAGUACUUUGAUUAUGGAGUUGCUUGAGAUUGGUCAAGUUUAUAAAAGGCUUUACAUAAACUAGACAAUAAUUAUUGGUCUUUCAUUGUAUAAUGCAUAUAUAUGAUGAUAAUGAUGGUGAUAAUGGAAAGAUGAGCAGGAUUUAGUUCUAUACUAGCUGUCUAUCUAGUUUGGGGAAGGAUUUUUUUUUCUCAUAGGAAGGAGGCUAAAAGCCAAGAGAAAGAAAAAUUACAUGAGAGAGGGGAAGGAUUUAUUUAAAUAAGAGUGUAAUUAUUGUUUAAUGAUAAUCUAAUAAAAGAAGUUUUUGCAUUUAUUGUCUUUGUUAUCAUUCCAAAAAGUGCGGGUGAGAUCCCAUGCUUAAGUCUAUACUAGACAAAUGGCCCGCGCUAUGCAGCGAGUUUUUGAGGAAAAAAUACCAGUUAAUUAGUGUUAAAGAGUUUCAUUUUCUUAAAUUGUUUUGGACGUUCUUAGAGAUCAAACAAAUGUUUUAAAAUUUUUAUCUUUAGAAAUACCAAAAUAAUAUGGGAUUGAAUUAUUGAUUAUGAAAAUAUAGAUCAUGGUAUGGUGCCAACAAUCAAAGUGGAAACUCCAAAUUCUAGUGCUUUUGAUAUGGACAAUUUAUUUUGGUAUGUAACUAUGAAUUAACAAAACUAAUCAAAGCGUGUUGUCUUCUUUGUAACCGUAGAAGCCUGAUUCAAAAUUGAACAUAGUAUUUGAAAUUUGGUCAUCUCAAUAAAAUGUAAGUGAAUUAUCCUUAAUAUAUAUAAGACCUUCCAUAACAAUCCCAAUAUACGAUAUUCAAUUCAAAAUUCUUAAGAUUAUAGAUAAUAGAAAUUAAAAAGAUGGCACUAGAAUAUGACGGGAUAAUUCAUAGUAUGAAACAUGGAAGAUACUAAGUUGUACGAAAUAAUGAGAAAGAUUGUUUAUAUAAUGAGAACGAUCACUGAAGAUGAAACUGAAGCUGAACUAAUUUUAAUGGGGAGAAUGAACAACCCUUGAGUUAUACAGUGUACCAUAUGCAAACAACUAAACCCUUAAAACACUGGGAGAAAAUAAGAUUAAGAAGUGCACUAAUUGAUUAAGCAACUAAAUUCAUUAAUUAAUAGUAAAUUUCCAUGUGAUCAAGUUCGCCUUAAUAUUAAUCAAGUUCCAUCUUAAUGCUGAGAAAAUUUCCUAAUUGAUUAAGCAACUAAAUUCACUAAUUAACUAUCCCAAAAAAAUUGACACUAAAGAUAUCAAAAUCAAUUAACAAAAAAAGUAUACUAACAACAGCUAAAAGGUCCUAAAGAUGAGGUUGGUCUUUUAGUUGACAAAGAUAUAUUAAAAUUUGUGGAAUUUGAAUAUACAUAACUUCGGCUCAAUUUCCAACAUCGACAACAUUUUGCAGUUGGCUUCUCCCCUCUGCAGAAAACACAAAAAAACCUGCAAAUAACACUAUCAAAGUCCAGAAGAUAUUAGACCUUUUAUCAUUUUUACAAUUUCAUUUUUAAAAGGCUUUGAACUCGAAUAAUUGGUAUCCAAUAAAGAAAACAUCCUAUCUUUAUUUAGGUUAGCUCUCCAUAAGUGUAUAUUGUCUCAAGGUGUAAUUAUACACUGCAAUGCCUACUAACCAUUCCACUUUCAACAUUUCCUGCACUUCAUAACUUUGUAGUCCAUUCAAUUCUACCUAUCCAUAAGGGGAACAAAAUCCCACCAGAAUUUAUCACAACUAUAGCUACGAAGCAAGAAUCAACACCUCUUCGAUAUCACUUUUUUCCAGCUUCAGAAAAACAUUAUAGGUCCAAAGUGUAGUGACAUACUGCAAUCAAGACAAUUAAAGAAU
This is a messenger RNA of Linum trigynum, 3664 nucleotides long. NCBI's taxonomy places the organism in Eukaryota, Viridiplantae, Streptophyta, Magnoliopsida, Malpighiales, Linaceae. The record is from the annotation of a GenBank genome assembly.